Mollisia scopiformis is the source of this 1311-nucleotide messenger RNA. Its product is annotated as mitochondrial carrier. Gene Ontology annotation, molecular function: transmembrane transporter activity. The coding region runs from base 358 to 1311 and encodes 317 amino acids. Gene Ontology annotation, biological process: transport. The record is from RefSeq and is a predicted model, not a curated record. NCBI's taxonomy places the organism in Eukaryota, Fungi, Ascomycota, Leotiomycetes, Helotiales, Mollisiaceae. The transcript has a single exon.
UUUUUGCUCGAUACCAAAAUCCCAUUCUUGGGACCACUUUUGCGACACAGGUUCUCCAUUAUCAAUACAUACGGCGAACUCAACCGGCAAUUGAUUCGGGCGUCGCUACUGCUGUCAGAAGUACUUCUUUUCCACGACCGUUAAGAGCUGGCCUUGGGUGGGCAGUCGUGUUUAUUGGACUUUUGACCAAGAUCACGUUGGCGAAGAAGUCCAUAAGAGACUUUUCAGAUCCGAUCCUUGCUGCCAAAACCGAAAGAAAACAGUGGAAACAGGUCUCCAAAGAGGAACUGUAAAGCUCUGGUAUUCGAGAAUGAUGGCUUGAGCAAUACAAGUCGCUUCACUUAACAACACUUCAUUAUGUCCGCCGACUUUUGGGCUGGCUACAUUAGCGGAGCGGCAGGAAUCCUAAUCGGCAACCCCCUCGACCUCAUCAAAGUCCGUCUCCAAGCUGGAUCUCCCUCCCUUUCAAGAACCAGCUCUAGCUCCAACAUUCGUUCCACUUCCCCUUCUACUCCCAGGACCUACGCCUCACAAUUCUCCCCAGCGAGCUCCCUCAUCAGAGGAGCAGCAGCUCCCAUCCUCGGAUACGGAGCCCUCAACGCCCUCCUCUUCGUAACCUACAACCGAACCCGUGACCUCCUCCAAACGACCAACCCCACGUCUCCUUUCCCAGCACAGCCAAAUCUCUGGACAACCUGGCUAGCAGGCGCAAUCGGCGGUCUCGCAACCUGGGUCGUCUCCACGCCCACCGAGCUCAUAAAAUGCCGCGCCCAAACAUCAUCUUCCUCCACCGGCGCCUCAACCUGGGGCAUCACCAAACAGAUCCUCAAGACAGAAGGAGUCCGCGGCCUGUAUUUCGGCGGCGUAGUCACAGCUCUUCGAGAUAGCAUUGGCUACGGUUUCUACUUCUGGUCCUACGAACUCAGCACCCGGAUCAUGAUGAGCCGGUUCCCGCCGCAAGAAGGCCAGGGCGGGGAAGCUGCGAAGGUUUUGCUGUGUGGGGGACUAGCGGGUGUGGUUACGUGGGCGAGUAUUUUUCCUUUGGAUGUUAUUAAGACGAGGGUUCAGACUCAACCCUCUGCUGUUUCUGGCGGCGAGAGUUCUCCGCUCCUGGGUGUUGGUGGUGGAGGGAGGAGAUUGGGCGCAAUAGAAGUUGCGAGGAUGGCAUAUAGAAAUGAGGGCGCAAGCGUGUUUUUUAGGGGACUGAUGGUUUGUAGUGUUAGGGCGUUUAUGGUUAAUGCGGUGCAGUGGGCGGUUUAUGAGUGGAUGAUGCGGGAAUUGGACCCGAAAAUAGAGAAUGGGAGGUUAUAG